This is a messenger RNA of Erigeron canadensis, 2750 nucleotides long. RefSeq names its product probable inactive serine/threonine-protein kinase scy1. Gene Ontology annotation, molecular function: ATP binding; protein kinase activity. Gene Ontology annotation, biological process: protein phosphorylation. The record is from RefSeq and is a predicted model, not a curated record. The transcript is spliced from 21 exons. Lineage: Eukaryota; Viridiplantae; Streptophyta; Magnoliopsida; Asterales; Asteraceae. The coding region runs from base 159 to 2564 and encodes 801 amino acids.
GAGCAGAACAAAAAUUUCCAUUCCAUUUCUUGUCCACUUCCUUGGUUCGUGUUUGCGCAACAAUAGUACAGUCGAGCAACUUCAGAUCGACGAUCCAUCGCCAUCGCCAUAUAUAAUAUACAGAAGAAGAAGAAGAAGAAGAAGAAGAAGAAGAAAAGAUGUUUAAGUUCUUAAAAGAUGUAGUAUCCGGAUCUGGUGCAGGUGUUAAGGAUUUCCCUUAUAACAUCGGCGAACCUUAUUCUUCCGCUUGGGGAUCUUGGACUCACUCUCGCGGCACUUCUAAAGACGAUGGAUCCCCGGUAUCAAUAUUUUCACUGACGGGAAGCAAUGCAAAUGAUGGACAUUUAGCUGCUGGUCGCAAUGGUGUCAAGCGGCUUCGAACAGUCAGACAUCCAAAUAUAUUGUCAUUUCUCCACAGUACCGAGGCCGAGAUAUUUGAUGGGUCUUCCACAAAGGUUGUUAUUUAUAUUGUCACUGAACCUGUUAUGCCGCUUGCGGAAAAGAUUAAGGAAUUAGGGUUACAAGGUACACAAAGGAACGAAUAUUAUGCUUGGGGACUGUAUCGCAUAGCAAAAGCCGUGAGCUUCCUUAAUAAUGAUUGCAAACUUGUGCAUGGAAAUGUUUGUUUAGAAAGUGUGGUGGUCACUCCAACUUUGGACUGGAAGUUGCAUGCUUUUGAUGCUCUUUCUGAGUUUGAUGGGAAUAAUGAAGUCUCCACAGGACCGAUGCUGCAAUAUGAAUGGCUUGUUGGUUUACAAUACAAACCAAUGGAGUUGGCAAAAUCAGACUGGACAACAAUUAGGAAAUCCCCUCCAUGGGCAAUCGAUUCUUGGGGUUUAGGUUGUCUCAUCUAUGAGAUUUUUGCGGGUAUGAAACUGAGCAAGACUGAGGAGCUGCGGAAUACAGCUUCUAUACCAAAGUCUCUCCUUCCAGAUUAUCAGCGACUCUUGAGUUCUAUGCCUUCUCGCAGGUUGAAUUCAUCAAAGCUUUCUGAGAACUGUGAGUAUUUUCAGAACAAGCUGGUGGAUACUAUUCACUUUAUGGAAAUACUUAAUUUGAAGGACAGUGUUGAGAAGGAUACAUUUUUCCGUAAACUUCCAACUCUAGCUGAGCAGCUUCCGCGUGAAAUUGUUUUGAAGAAGUUACUUCCUUUGUUAGCUUCUUCCUUAGAAUUUGGUUCAGCUGCUGCACCUGCUUUGACUGCAUUUUUGAAAAUCGGUGCUUGGCUUCCAUCAGAGGAAUUCAACAAGAAGGUCUUACCAACCAUUGUGAAACUUUUUGCUUCCAAUGACCGUGCUAUUCGAGUUGGUCUCCUUCAGCAUAUUGAUCAAUAUGGGGAGUCAUUUUCGGCCCAAGUUGUUGACGAGCAGGUCUACGCACACGUUGCUACUGGGUUUUCUGACACAUCUGCUUUCCUUCGUGAGCUGACUCUGAAGUCCAUGCUUAUUCUUGCUCCAAAGUUGUCCCAACGCACUCUAUCGGGGUCAUUAUUAAAAUAUCUUUCAAAGCUUCAGGUGGAUGAGGAGGCAGCAAUCAGAACAAAUACCACAAUUCUACUUGGGAAUAUUGCUAGUCACCUUAAUGAAGGGACACGCAAGAGAGUUCUGAUUAAUGCUUUCACUGUUCGUGCUUUGCGUGAUACUUUUCCUCCUGCCCGGGGAGCAGGUAUAAUGGCUCUAUGUGCGACCAGUUCUUAUUAUGAUGUCCAAGAAAUAGCAGCCCGUGUACUGCCUAAUGUUGUUGUACUUACUAUUGAUCCUGACAGUGAUGUACGAUCGAAGGCCUUUCAAGCAGUUGAACAAUUUUUGCAGAUAGUGAAGCAGUACCAUGAAAAGGCAUAUGGCGGGGAUGACACCGAGUCUAUGGGUUCAGGAAAUGCGUCACUUCCUGGAAAUGCAAGCAUACUUGGAUGGGCCAUGAGCUCGUUGACAAUGAAAGGCAAACCGUCUGAACAAGCUGCACAAGCACCUCCAAAAUCAACCUCACCUCUAGUUUCUGCUGUCUCCAAUGCCAGCUCAGAUAGUCAAAAUACAACACUACUUCGAACUGCAAGUUCAAGUGCUGGCAUUAUUGAUCAGGACAUGGCUGAUCAACCUGCACCCGAGUCACCUACCUCAACGGAUGGGUGGGGUGAACUUGAGAAUGGUAUUCUUGAAGAUCAAGAGAAUGACAAAGGUGGGUGGGAUGAUAUGUUACCACUAGAAGACGAUAAGCCGCCACCUGCCCUUGUCAACAUUCAAGCAGCUCAAAAACGGCCUGUAAUACAGACAAAACCGCAAGUUUCAAUUCCACGGCCAAAAUCUACCUCAAAUGUGGGCAAAGAUACGGACGAAGACUUGUGGGGCUCAAUUGCUGCCCCGCCUCCAAAAGUGGGUGUGAAGCCUUUAAAUGCAAGCACGAGUGCUUCUGUUGAUAGUGAUGACCCAUGGGCCGCCAUUGCAGCACCUCCACCAACAACCAGAGCGAAGCCUUUAUCAGCUGGGCGGGGUCGAGGAGCCAAACCUGCUGCCCCAAAAUUGGGUGCUCAGAGGAUAAACCGGGCAUCUUCAACUCAGAAGUUUUGAAAACACAAUGAAAAUUUUGAUCUAGUUUGUUUAUACUUGAAAUUUAUUUGACCAAAAUUGGUUGAAUAGUUGUAUAUUUGUUGAAAAUAAUCUAUAAUUCUUGCUCAUUUUUUUCAUGUAACUUUGAAAUUGAAAAUCGAAAGUAUUUAACGUAUAGUAAUGGUACAUUUCUACAAGAUUUAACCA